Messenger RNA from Trifolium pratense (red clover), 1928 nucleotides. Its product is annotated as prolycopene isomerase 1, chloroplastic-like. Bases 1 to 1539 code for a protein of 512 amino acids. Gene Ontology annotation, biological process: carotenoid metabolic process. NCBI's taxonomy places the organism in Eukaryota, Viridiplantae, Streptophyta, Magnoliopsida, Fabales, Fabaceae. The transcript has 11 exons. The record is from RefSeq and is a predicted model, not a curated record.
AUGGGUACACAGAAUAAUGGUGUCGGAGUUGGGGGAAAAGGUGGUGGUGGUGGUGGGAAUGAUGGUUGGGAUAGAGGUAGUGAGGGUCGUGAUGGUGGUGGAGUUGGGGUUAAGUAUUGUAGGGAUUUGGAGAGAAUUGAAAUUGAAUCUAAACUUCUCCAGAUCUAUAAAGUUGGUUGGUCUAAAUGGGAAGAUAAAGACUGGGUUAUUUUCUUGGAUAACAGUAAAAUCGUCAAAGUAAGAUGGUGUGGUGUUUUGUGGGGGUAUAAUGUUAUUGGUGGACAUGAAACCGUCGUGAUUUUUUCUAAUUUCCGCGCGACUUCACACACUCAAAUCACUCUAUUUUUCUCUCCAGGAUUUCAAUUUUUUUUCUCAAACCCUUUCUUCUUCACAUAUUCGUUCAAAAUCGAUUCCUUCAAUCGCUUUGUUCUUCACAUAUUUUUUUUCUCAAACCUUCGUUCUUCACAGAUUUGUUCAAUCCCUCACAGAUUUUCACCGAUUCCUUCAACUAACCCACAAAAUCCGUAUCAAGCUCACCGAUUCCUUCUUGUUCGAUCAAACUCAAGCUCAAAAUCAAACUCGAACUCGAUCAAUUGUCUUCAACCUCACUUUCAAUCGGCUUCAAGCUUGUUCAACCUUCUUCUCAAAUUCAUUCAACUUAAGCUUCAAUCUUCACAAUCCAGCUUCUGCUUCCUUCAAUCAAGCUUCAGAUUCGUUUUUCGCCGAGAUUGGUUCAAAUAUUCAGCUUCUGCUUCAGAUUCGUCCUACAACUAUGUUCAUUCAAACUUCAAAAUCCAGGGUAAUCUCAAUUUGAUAACACAAGCAUUGGAAGCAGUUGGUUGUCGGAUGGAGGUGAUACCAGAUCCAACAACUGUUCAUUUCCAUCUACCGAGCCACCUCUUUGUUCGAGUGCACAGAGAGUAUGACAAAUUCAUUGAAGAACUUACGAGUUAUUUUCCCCAUGAAAAGGACGGUAUCCUCAAAUUCUAUGGUGAAUGCUGGAAGAUUUUCAAUGCCUUGAAUUCAUUGGAGUUGAAGUCGCUAGAGGAGCCACUCUACCUUUUUGGACAGUUUUUUCAGAAGUCGCUUGAAUGCUUGACAAUAGCCUAUUAUUUGCUUCAAAAUGCUGGAGCCAUAGCCCGAAAGUAUAUUCAGGAUCCACAAUUGUUGUCUUUCAUAGACGCAGAGUGUUUUAUAGUGAGCACGGUCAACGCUUUGCAGACUGCAAUGAUCAAUGCUAGCAUGGUAGGGACACCAAAGACACAUCGACGAUACCUAGCCCGCGAUGAGGGUACUUAUGGACCAAUGCCGUGCAGCAUUCCAAAGGGAUUAUUAGGAAUGCCAUUUAAUACAACUAGCAUAGACGGUCUUUACUGUGUUGGAGACAGAGUCUUCCCUGGACAAUGUGUUAUUGCUGUAGCUUUCUCUGGAGUUAUGUGCGCUCAUCGAGUAGCUGCAGAUAUUGGAUUGGAGAAAAAGUCACCUGUUUUGGAUGCCAUGCUACUUCGUCUGUUUGGUUGGUUCAAAACACUGGCAUAAGUGUUAUAAUUUGUUUGAUCUAUGAGUGUAUUAUCCUGUAUAACAUUUCUUUUUUGUAUAUUUCUUUACUUUUUAUGAUUUGUUCAUUUUUCUGCCUUUAGGUAUCAAUCAUAGGAAAAGGGAUAUUCUAUUUUUUUGUUUUGUUACAAAGGGAUAUUCUGUUUUAAUUUGUAUGAUAUAAGUUGAUAUAGUUGAUCAUGAUAUAAGUAGUCAAGCUUGUUUCUUGUAUUUGCAUGUCCUUGUUUCUUGUAUGCAUGUUUCUUGUAUGCAUGUUUCUUGUAUAUGCAUGUUCUUGUAGAUAAAGAGUUGGUUUCAGACUAAGCUCCAAGACUCGCCACAAGUCCCUAAAAAUGAAUUGGUUUCUCCACAAGGUCCUCAAUGUAAGGAAG